AUGGCAUCCGUUCUCGCCUUCUCUCGGUGUUCGCUGCUGCUUGUCCUCCUGCUGGCGACGGCGUCACAGGCCCUCAACGUCGGCGACCUGCUCGGGACAGCGCCUUCGGGGAGCCAGGAUUGUAGCCGGACGUGCGAAUCAUCGUUCUGCAUAGUCCCGCCGCUGCUGAGGUACGGGAAGUACUGCGGGAUCCUGUACAGCGGCUGCCCCGGCGAGAAGCCCUGCGACGCCCUCGACGCCUGCUGCAUGGUCCACGACCACUGCGUCGCCACCCACGACAAUGACUACCUGAACACGCGGUGCAACGAGAACCUGCUGAGGUGCCUCGACAGGGUGAGCCCGGAGGGGCCGACGUUCCCGGGGAACGAGUGCGGCGUCGGCCAGACGGCGUCCGUCAUACGUGGCGUCAUCGAGUCGGCAGUGCUCGCGGGCAAGAUCCUUCACAAGCGCGACGACGGCCAGUAG
This is a messenger RNA of Miscanthus lutarioriparius, 465 nucleotides long. The record is from the annotation of a GenBank genome assembly. NCBI's taxonomy places the organism in Eukaryota, Viridiplantae, Streptophyta, Magnoliopsida, Poales, Poaceae.